This is a messenger RNA of Cuscuta epithymum, 584 nucleotides long. The record is from the annotation of a GenBank genome assembly. NCBI's taxonomy places the organism in Eukaryota, Viridiplantae, Streptophyta, Magnoliopsida, Solanales, Convolvulaceae.
UCUUCUGCAUCUUAUUUCUCGAUCGGCUUCUUCUUCUCUGCACCUUAUUUCUCGAUCGGCUUCUUCUUCUCUGCACCUUACUUCUCGAUCGGCAUCUCCCAUGGCAUAGAGACUCUUUUCAACGCAUCGCUCCAACCAACUUGGGUACAGGAGGUAAACAUGAUUAAGAAGAAGAAGAAUUCAGCUAUGGCUCCAUUCACGCUGCAGAAAAGGGUAAGUUGCCUCUCCGGAGGUGUGCAACGGCAAUCUCAGCUGCGGCGGUCUCACUUGGCAGCUGCGGCGGUCUCGACAGCGGCGGUGGCGGCCUCGACAGCUGCGGCGGCCGUGCGGAGAAGGUAGGAUGUUGAAGGUGUCGGUGGUUUGGAUUUCAGGCUAUGUGCAUCGGCUAUGUGCAGAAGGUCAUGUGCAGAAGGUCGGAUACUGGAAGCGUUUUUUAUUUAUUUAGCCCUUAAUUUCAUUAAGGGCAAUUUUGUCUAAUCAGUUGGUUUUUGGUCCUAUAAAAUAUGAGAGUCCUAUUUGUGCAUUUGAACAUUGACUUGGUCCUAUUCAGGGAAUUACCUCAUAAAAAUAUUCUUUGACGGUUU